AGCGUGUGUCGUGUGUGUAGCGAGUCAGCUCUGUGAAUGAGAUGAAGACGAUCGUGUUCGAUUGGGAGGAAAAGUAACGGAACCACAACAGAGGUGGCGAACUUGGCAAUGCAGAAGUGAGCAAGCUGUGUUGACGCAUAAUCCGGCCCGCCCCGCUGGUACUGGGAGGGGGCAGCAGAGCCAUCCUCGACCUGAACUCAAAUCCUGGAGGAGAGAUUUACGAGUGCGCCGCUGCACCUGGCUUUACGUGACAUUUUUCCUCAUUUAUUUAUUAUUAUCAUUUUUUAUUUUUUUUUUAUCUUUGGGUCACACGCCAUUCACUGGAGAUUAACGUGAAACAGACGACGACAUUUUAAAGCAACGCAAUUGGAAAAAAAAAAAAACUUGCAAGCGCCACCCGGCACCGUUUGAUCACCUGAGUGAGUCCGACUAUUUGAUCGCAGUCGUUCCACCGCAAUGACAAGCGCCCCGCUGGUUCCACGGCCCGCCUGCUGACGGAACCGGGCCAGGAUGGGAGAGAGGUCUGCCGCUGUCAGGAUCCCGAAGCAGCCGAUUCAUCAAUGGAGGAGGAGAGCGACACCCGGAAAAUUAACAGCAGCUUCCUUCGCGACCACAACUAUGCAACCGAAGCUGACAUUAUCUCAACAGUUGAGUUUAACUCAUCAGGGGAGCUGUUGGCCACCGGGGAUAAAGGAGGCAGAGUGGUUGUCUUCCAGAGAGAGCAGGAGAGUAAAAGCCAGCCCCAGCGUCGAGGGGAGUACAAUGUUUACAGCACAUUCCAGAGUCACGAGCCAGAGUUUGACUACCUGAAGAGUUUGGAGAUAGAGGAGAAGAUCAACAAGAUCAAAUGGCUUCCACAGCAGAACGCCGCCUACUUCCUGCUCUCAACCAAUGACAAGACCGUGAAGCUGUGGAAAAUCAGUGGGAGAGACAAACGGCCAGAGGGCUACAACCUGAAGGAUGAUGAUGGACGCAUUAAAGACCCGUCCACCAUCACGUCACUACGGGUGCCAGUUUUGCAACCGAUGGAUCUGAUGGUUGAAGCCACAGCCAGGCGAGUGUUCAGCAACGCCCAUACCUACCACAUUAACUCCAUCUCCGUGAACUCUGACCUCCAGACCUUCAUCUCCACCGAUGAUCUCCGGGUGAAUCUGUGGAAUCUGGAGAUCACUGACCGCAGCUUCAACAUUGUUGACAUCAAACCAGCCAAUAUGGAGGAGCUGACCGAAGUGAUCACCUCAGCUGAAUUUCAUCCCCAACAGUGUCACACUUUCGCAUACAGCAGCAGCAAGGGCUCAAUAAGAUUGUGUGACAUGAGGCAGGCCGCGCUCUGCGACAAGCACUGCAAAUACUUUGAGGAGCCGGAGGAUCCCGCCACACGCUCCUUUUUCUCCGAAAUCAUCUCAUCUAUCUCUGACGUGAAGUUCAGCCACAACGGCCGCUACUUGAUGACAAGGGACUACCUCACUGUUAAAGUGUGGGACCUGCAAAUGGAGAACAAGCCGCUUGAGACAUACCAGGUUCACGACUACUUACGGGGCAAACUUUGCUCCCUCUAUGAAAACGACUGCAUCUUUGACAAGUUCGAGUGUGUCUGGAAUGGAUCAGACAGUGUCAUAAUGACCGGCUCCUAUAACAACUUCUUCCGAAUGUUUGACCGGAACACAAAACGGGAUGUCACGCUGGAAGCAUCUAGAGAAAACAGCAAGCCCAGAGCCAUUCUCAAGCCUCGCAAGGUGUGCGUGGGCGGCAAACGCAGAAAGGAUGAGAUCAGCGUGGACAGCUUAGACUUCAGCAAGAAGAUCCUUCACACGACGUGGCACCCGCACGAGAACAUCAUUGCCGUAGCGGCCACCAACAACCUUUACAUCUUCCAAGACAAGGUCAACUAAAGUGCGCUGACAUGUGCGGGGCGUCGGGUUGUGUUUGUCGAAACACAGAAAGCAGUAUGGAGUCCUGAUGUACAUCCUGGGCCUCCCUGGGGCUUGUCACUGCUAACCUGAUUUGCAUUGAGAAUGUGCAGCGUUUUCCCGCAAGUGGACGUACAGUUCUGGAAUCUUUGGGGACGUGACAAAGUUUUCCUAUCAUUUAAUUUAUUUAGCCAUACGCACACGGACAGAAGGGAAUCCUGCACAACAAGAUUACAGCUGCAUGAGCAACAAGAUGUAGCAAGACCCUGGAGACAAAGAUGGGGGUGUGGAUACAAUGAACGAAACCGAGCACGUGAUAGUAACUCGUUGUCAUGUAGCAAGAGCGCCUCCUCUCUAUCAAUCUGCUGCAGUGCAAGUGAGGCAUCAUUUGGGACAGCACCACCUGCUGCUGCAAAUUUUAAAGGGCAGAAGAAGAGACUUUUCUGCCUGUGACAGACAAGUGAUGAGUCUUUCUACUUUAGUCUGUGGUGUGAAUGAGACUGUUUUUAAUGGUUUUAUUUAUCAAUGAUUGUGGUUAGCUGCUGUGGUGCCUUCUUUUGGUAUGUGGGGGUUCAAUGUAGGGGGUGUGAGCAUCGGGCAGGAGUGUAAAUGUCUCAACUUUAGGGGUUUUGUUUUGUUUCUCGUCUGUCUCUUCAAUGAACAAAAUGGUUUUAUGGCAAAGCAAUGUUUGAGGUAACAAGAAUGACGACGCCUCCAGGGGCUUUAUCACUAAGACGUGUACAAUGUAAGUACAGUACAAGCCUGUCGGCAAUGUGAGGUCGGUUUACAAGUGACAUUAGAAUCUCAUUUCCCUCCUUGAAAUAAUAAAAGCACCAAUUGAUUGACCGAUAAAUGUACAAAGAAAAUAAAGUUGUAAUCUCCCCUUAAAGAAGACAUAAUAUGCAUUUUUUCACAAUUGAAAAUUGUUUCUUGGUGACUAAAUAACUUGUCUCCUUUCAUCAAAAUACAUCAAGAAUCAAGAAUUGUAGGACACACAUUGUACACCUUAUAUGCUGUCUUGCCGUUUUCAGGAGCCUGAGCUUUGCGACUAGCGAGGCUUCAGGGGCUGUCUCUCUCGUCCUCUCGCCGGCGAGAGUGCGCUGUGGCCGGCCCGUGUGUCUGUGUGUGUGUGUGUGUGGGGGGGGCCACACUGGGCUUUAACUCGUGUAGGCAGCGGUUUGUACGCUUUACUGUGUAUGUGGCGCAUGUGAAUUUUCCAUAAUAUGUCCCCUUUAAGAGACAAAUUACAAUUCUAAAAUGUUGCAUGUGAUGGACAACACUUGAUGACAUUUAGAUCAGUUGAACUUCUACAGACCAUGUGGUGCACUCUGUGGGGUCGUAGUUACUUUCUUAAGUCGUGUUUUUAACUCAGAUUGUUUGUCCAUACUUGUCGGAGGAGGGUGGUCACAUGUUGCAGGUUGGAAUUUAGCACCUGUCUGAAGUUUUGUGUGAAGAGCCAGCGUCCACUGAGGUAAGCACUAAAUAAAAAGGUCUAAGCAAACUCUGUGAAAUCAGGGAAUUCAUACUGUACAAACUUUAAAACAAACUUAAUUUGUGAAACUUUUAUAGCUCAGAAUGUAAUAAUACGAAUGACCAUGCAGUCUUCGUGCUUACUGGACUUUUUUUGAUUAUAAAAUGUAAUAAAGAUGUGCAAGUUCAAACCAAA
Messenger RNA from Phycodurus eques (leafy seadragon), 3576 nucleotides. Its product is annotated as serine/threonine-protein phosphatase 2A 55 kDa regulatory subunit B beta isoform. Gene Ontology annotation, molecular function: protein phosphatase regulator activity; protein binding. Bases 561 to 1892 code for a protein of 443 amino acids. Gene Ontology annotation, cellular component: cytosol; protein phosphatase type 2A complex. Lineage: Eukaryota; Metazoa; Chordata; Actinopteri; Syngnathiformes; Syngnathidae. Gene Ontology annotation, biological process: peptidyl-serine dephosphorylation. The transcript has 10 exons. The record is from RefSeq and is a predicted model, not a curated record.